AUGGAUUUGUCCAUGCUUUGGUUUUACCAAAAAGGCAUGGCUAAGGAACACAUUAACUUUAAUUCAAGAACUAUUGCAUCUCGCAUUCCUCCAGGAAAUAAAGCCAGUGUCUCACUAGAAAACAAUGUGGGAGUUUGCUAUUGCUGGACCACCAAAGACGGCAUCUCUGCCACAGCAAUAACAGAUAACGAUUAUCCAGAGAAGGCAGCUUUUAUCAUGCUUAACAAUUUAAUAAUGGAUUUCAGAGAGACUUUUUCAGAUCAGCCCUAUAUUUACGAGGAGACCAAAGGAGAUGCCUCAGUGAGGUAUGAAAACCUAGAAAUAUUCCUCAAGAAAUGGCAAGACCCGACUGAAGCUGAUAAGCUUUUGAAAAUUGAAAAGGAAUUGCACGAAGUUAAGGAGAUUAUUCACAAAAAUCUCUCUGAUCUACUGAAGAAAGGAGAGUAACUCGAUGAGUUAAUGGUUAAGUCAAAAGAUCUAAGCAAAGUCUCUGUUGACUUUUAUAAAAAGGCGAAGAAAUAGAAUCAGAAGUGCUGCUAUAUGAACUGA
Molecule: messenger RNA, 549 nt
Organism: Stylonychia lemnae
Lineage: Eukaryota; Ciliophora; Spirotrichea; Sporadotrichida; Oxytrichidae
Source: the annotation of a GenBank genome assembly